Messenger RNA from Physcomitrium patens, 1275 nucleotides. The record is from RefSeq and is a predicted model, not a curated record. NCBI's taxonomy places the organism in Eukaryota, Viridiplantae, Streptophyta, Bryopsida, Funariales, Funariaceae.
AUGGAGCUCGGUGGAUCAGUUGCACACUCACUCACCCACUCCAUGAGAGGGAUUUGUACACGCAUGAGUGUGUCUGUCUCAGUGAGGGCAGAUCGCAACCGCUCUCGAGUGGGCAAGCAGAGCCUCCGGCACUGGGGUGGCAAUCCCGAGUACACAAUGGCCCCCCGGCUUGCUCACAGCCAGCUAGCAAUCUGCUUGCAAACAAUCCCACCUCCUCCCCUGGGCCUGCUAUAUUUGUCCGCCUUCAGUCCCCUUGUUCUACUCGUCAAGCUGACUGAUCGCUUUAUUUCAGGUGGAGGAGGAAAGAGAAGUCGUGAACAGUCUGCGACACUCUCAGUGGUGGACUUCGAGAGCUCAGUUGCUAGUAGCACCAUGACGGCAGCUCCAGCGAUGACUGUCGCACUUCUUCUUGUGGCUCUGCUGAGUUGCGCGUUGCCCUCGGAGGCAGGCAGAGCUUUGCUGACCCUCGGUUCUCAGAAGAACUUGAAGAGUUUAUUGCCUGGGUGCUCACCGCCGCCAGCUCCAGUGGACACUCCCUCAUAUUCUCCUCCGACUUACACUCCGGAGUCUCCUCCCUACACUCCUUCGUAUUCUCCGAGCCCUGUUUACGAGUCACCUCCUGUGGAUCAAUCUCCAUCUUACUCUCCCGGCUCUCCCUCGUACUCUCCUCCAUCGACGGGCUAUCAGACACCACCCACAUACUCUCCACCGCUGUAUUUAUCUCCUCCCACGUACUCACCAUCGCCGGUGUAUUCAUCUCCGCCUCCUUACUCGCCGUCUCCAGUAUACUCUUCCCCCUCUCCAGUUUAUAAGUCGCCCCCCGUUUACCAAUCCCCUCCUGCUGGUGGCUACUAGGAAGCAAAUCGAUGGAGCUGCCUCCAGUUCGCAUGCGAGAAUACUAGUACGCGAUCCUUGCAGUGGACUUUGAAGACAAGUUCAGUGUUGAAUUCUUCAGAAUGGUUGCAAUUGAAACCGUUGUGUGAGGUGAUAAUUCUGAUUGUUUAGUUGGUCGUUUAGUUAACGCAAGUCGGUUAUUCAUUUUGUAAUGCAAUUCGCACGUUGUGCCUGCCUCAGUGAGCGACAUUCGAGACCUUGAAGCUGUCGCACUUCGAGUGUGAUCAGCUGUGCGGUUGUUCUUCUUUUGAAGAAGCUAGGCAUCACAACAUUGUGUUGGAGACUGUUGUGGGCCCAACGACAGGCUAGUAUCAUUGUCAAUAAAACACUGUGUACAAGCUUGAUUAAUUGAAUUUAAUCUGGAAACUUUUUGUCAAAGCU